UGUCACCUGCGGCCCCUGGGCCUGGCGGCGGGCUGCGGGCCGCGGCGACGGGCCGCCCGGAACCCCGGGACCGAGAUGUGGCGGGUCGGCCGGUGGGCGCCCCUGUUCCUGUGCCUGCUGCAGAGCGUCCCAGGAUGGUCCCGUCUAGCCCCACCCAGAAAUGUGACGCUGUUCUCCCAGAACUUCACAGUGUACCUGACCUGGCUUCCAGGGCUUGGUAACCCCCCGGAUGUGUCCUAUUUUGUGACCUACCAAGGCUAUCCCAGCUCCCAACAUUGGAAAAAAGUGGGGCAGUGUGCAGGCACCAAGGCUCUGGUAUGUCCCCUCAUGUGCCUGAAGAGACAGGAUCUGUACAACAAGUUCAAAGGACGGGUGCAGGCAGCUUCUGCGUCUGCACGAGGCAGGUCCCCACCGGUGGAGUCCAAGUACUUGCAUUACCUUUUAGAUGUGGAGCCCGCCCCACCCACCCUUGUGCUCACCCAGAUGGAGAAGAUCCUAUGGGUCAAUGCCACGUACCAGCUGCCACCUUGCAUGCCUCAUUCGGACCUGAAGUAUGAGGUGCAAUUCUGGAAGGAGGGCAUAGAGCACAAGACCCAGUUCCCUGCCACUGAACACAACAAACCCAUGGAGAUCCCUCUCCAGCAAGGUGCUAAUGGACGCCACUGCCUCAGUGCCAGAACCAUCUACACCUUCACCGUCGCCAAGUACAGCCACUUCUCUGAGCCCAGUUGCAUCUUUAUAGGGGCCCCAGGAGCCAACUGGGCUGUCUUGACACUGCCCUUACUCUUGCCUCUACUGGUAGCAGCUGCUACAGUGGGUGUGAUCUGGAAGACACUGGAAGGGAACCCCUGGUUUCAGCGGGUGAAGAUGCCUCAAGCACUGGACUUUUCUGAAUACAGAUAUCCCAUGGUAACCUUUCAGCCCAGUGCACCUGAGUUCCCAGAUGACCUGAUCCUCGGUCCCCAGAAAGAACUGACCAUAAGGAUCAGCCCAGGCCCUCGAGUCAGAGACCCAGGCACGCUACAGGCAGGACCAGAAAAGGACAGCACUGAGGAUGAAGAUGAGGACACAGAUGACAGUGACAGUGUCCAGUCCUACCUGGAACCGCCCCUCUUCAUGAGGGAGAAGCUCCAGGUUAUGGGGCACUCAGAGACAGCUGAGUCUGGGGUAGGUUCAGGGGGAAGUGAAGAUUCAUCUGCCUGGGACUCUUCGGACAGGAGCUGGUCCAGCACAGUGGACUCCUCCCUUAAAGAUGAAGCUGGAUCUUCCAGCUGUUUGGAUAAGAAGGAACCAGACCAAGAGCCUGAUGGAGAUGGGCACCAGGAGGCGCUCCCAUGCCUGGAAUUUUCUGAGGACUCAGGCACCAUGGAAGAACUUCUGAAAGAUGACCUCUCCAGAUGGAGAAUUUGGGGUUCCUUAUCCCCAAAGAGAGAUCUGGUUCCUGGGGAGUCCCCAGUUUCUCUCCAGACACUGACUUUCUCCUGGGACAGACACUUUGAGGAAGAGGAGGGGGAGGAAGAGGAGGAGGAAGAGGAGGAAGAGGUGGAUGACUGGGAAUCAGAACCCAAGGGCAGCAUUGCGAGCUGCUGGGACACCUCAAGCCUGCAGAGGACAGAGGUCAAGGACAGGAUGCUGGGAGAUUACAUGGCCAGGUGAGAUGGCCCUGGUGGCCAAUCUAGUCUGGUAUUGCUACCUCUACUGCACUUCCCUGGGGACCAGAGACACCUCCAGGUCUCACCAUCCAUGUCCCUUCCUGAGGUAAUCAAAGUCCUGGCCACUAAUUGUGGCUCACUCAUGCGCUCUUUGUCAUUUGGAUUGAGCUGUAAGAUGUUACUAUUUCCUAUGACCCAUCUGCUGAAGAUGACCUGUGAGAGGAGUAGAGCUGUGGUCAGAGACUAGUUUAAGUUCCUGUUGCCUAUUGUCCCAGGGAUGACAGACCUUAUGGAAAACGAGACAGGUGAAGCCAGGUGGUUGUGGGCCCCAAGGAUUAACACUCUGGUCCAUCAGUCACGUACAGCAUUGCACGAAGCAGACUUCGGAUCAAAUCCCUGCCAUGCCAUUUACUAGUAGUAACCUGAGCAAGCCACUCUCGGUCUCUAUGGCUCAGUUUCCUCUUCUGAAGCUGUCACGUGGGUAUGGUGAAGAUUCAUAGUUUCUAGGUAUGUGUGGCAUGUGGUCACCCAUGUUAUUUGUACUAUCUGUGCACUAGAGCCCCUCCAUCUGUUCAGACUCUUGGAAGGUCCCAGGCAUCUCUCACCAGAGACCCUCUAAGCCAAGAGUGACAAGAACACCUACCCUCUAGGUCACCCCAUUCCUUCCUCGUGACCUUCUAGUCAGGGGCUCCCUAAAAACAGAGCCCAACCAACUUUGCUUCCUUCUUGAACACAGUCCUCCUUCUAGGAGCCAGAUUUGUUGGUGAAGGACAGAAACUGCACUCCUGGCCUGGUGUCGAAUUGUGACAGUUUUUGACUGUUAUGGUCAUAAUGAGGUCUUAGUGUCUAAGAAACCACUGUUCUUUUGGGGGAAUGAUGUGUGUCAUUGGUUUGCAGAUGAGCAUGGCUGUCACUCAUAGAACCAAAGUUAUUUGUGGCUGAGGAUAUAAACAGUCCUGGGCCUGGGGUGGGGUCCGGGGCCCCGCCCUUUCUCUAGCACUUUACUCCAUGAUGCAAACAAGACCCCCACAACCGCUUUACCCACAAUGCUAUGUGGUUUUGAGUCUGCCAUAAAGGUACACCUUUACAGAACACAUGUGAAGUCACCCCCUAAUUCAAGGGUUCUCCAACUCACUCCCAAAGGCCUUUGGGAGCCCAGGAUCUUCCCCCUCAUUGAGUUGAUCUACACACAGUGACCAUGCAUAGAAGGUGUGUUGAGGGGGUUCACAACUAACAAAAAGUUCUCAAAGCACUGUCUUCAUCUCUGUCAUGUUUCAAACAAAUGGCCCGAAGUGUAACAUGGAAAGACUCUUGUUGAAGUUACCUGGCAAGGCUGUCCUAAUGACAGCCUUGAGUGUGAUCCCAAGAGUUUCCAGACUCAUCAAACUGACAAGAGGUCUUUGCCACCACCUCUAGGACACACACACACACACCUACCUCCCUGGAGUUUCCCUGCAAUGAAGCUUGACCAUGUCACUGAGGUUGGAAGAACAAAUGAGUAUGCUUGAGGAGGGACAUAGCGUAGGAGUAGCUCCUGGAAAUGUUCUUUCUGAGACCCAGCUGAGCUGCUCCAUGAUGGCACUGUCAGAAAUCCUUUGAAAUGAUCAUCAUUACAGUGUUGUCCUGACCCUCAGUGACAUAUGCUCACUGUCCUCAUCCUCUGUGACAUAUAUGCUCACGUUCUCAUUUGAGAAGUAUGUCCACAAUUCCUGAAGCUUGCUCUCUGGUCUAGCCUGGGCCUCUUAGUCAUUGUAAAGUCUAGCUCCUUCCAGCCCUUAGACCACUGACAAAAUGCCUGUGGGAAGCCCACAGAAAGGGCGUAAAGAUCAAUGCAAGUGCUUAUAAUGUGAACUCAGCACUUAACUUACAUAAUAGCCCUGUAUGGACACAGCAUCUGGGGAUUGCAAGGACAGACAUCGAGGUCAAAGUGACUGCCUUGGGUCACAGUGGUGUGUGGCUUCAGCACUCAGAAGCUAUAUACCUUAUACAUUUGUAUUUUUGUUGAAUUUUGCACUGUGUUUUAUAUCCUAUUUAAAUAAUACUUUAAUGUAUGUUGAUAUAAUACCCAGAACUUUAAAUAAAUAUAUCUAUUUUUAGAGUAAAA
This is a messenger RNA of Phodopus roborovskii (desert hamster), 3756 nucleotides long. RefSeq names its product interferon lambda receptor 1 (gene Ifnlr1). The transcript is spliced from 7 exons. Gene Ontology annotation, molecular function: protein binding. Bases 76 to 1656 code for a protein of 526 amino acids. The record is from RefSeq and is a predicted model, not a curated record. Lineage: Eukaryota; Metazoa; Chordata; Mammalia; Rodentia; Cricetidae.